AGACAUUUCUGCACAUGCCUUCAUUUUCAUCAUAACAACUAAACAGUAAAUUUGGAGAGAUAGCACCUGCGAAUUUAUGCCAUCUGUGACCUGCGAAUUUAUGGCUUAUGUCCUAAGUGUAUCCCUAAACCUAACCUGAACCCUAAAUCAAUCUAUCCUAAACCUAACCUGAACCCUAAACUUAUCCUUAACCUGGGUUUUGACCCUAUCAGAACCAGGGAUAAAACAUGCAAAUGACGUCAGUGUGCUAUCUCUACAAAUUAGCCCAACAAAACAUUUAAUUAAGUAUAAAGAAAUUUUACAUUGUAUAUAUAUGCAUAUAUCCUACCUAAAAAAAGUAAAAAAAUAGGAGCUGAAACUUGGCUUAUAAACUAAGUAAUUAGUAGGUAAUGAGUAAUGAGUAAUUAAUUAUUAAUUAAAUAUUGAAUAUAUUAAUUUCCUUCCCCCAAGAAUUAAAAAUGAAUGUUGAACAUGAGAUUGGACUUCUUGUGGAAGAAAUAAAGCGCUUAGGAACAGCAGGUAAAUUUUUAUGUCAAUAUCUUAUCAAUUUUAAGUUAUGAUUAGCAAUGUACCGAAGUGGUAUUUUUUUUAUCUUGUGACACAGUUGUGACCAUAUUGGAAAUUAAUAUUAAACCAAUUUGUACAAACUAAUUUUGUUGGAGUGGAAUUCUGGUGGACAUAAAUCAAUUAAAUUUGACAUUUUUUUUAUUGAUCUGAUGCAUAUAAAUAAAAUGUUGCAAUGAUAGCAAAACUUUUCAAAGUAUGCCCAAAAUUUCUAUAACUUCAAAGUAGUUUAAUUUUUAUUUUUACUAAAGUCACCAGUAAUUGAAUUAUAUUAUGAUGUUAUAAAGAAAAUUACAUUUGAACAAAUCACUGUUUUAACAUACUUCCAUUCAAACAUAUCUUAUGUCUGCUAGAAUAAACUUCCUUCUUACAAAUUAGUGCAAAUUUUCUAGUAACCAGUUGUGACAUAAUUAGCUGUCAUAAGUUAGAAUUUUAAAAAACACAAAUGUAUCUUUUUAAAUAUGGAAACUAAGAUAAUUCAUAAAUUAUUUUUGUAAUUUGUUUGCACUUCUGUGUACCGGAUUAAGCUUUAAUUUUGUGUCUGCCAUUUAUCAAAUUUUUUACAGAUUGUUAUGUCAAACUGCUUAUUCAUAUUUUGUUCUUAAAAUGCAAAACUAUCACCAUUUUUCACAUGGACCAUGUUUUUCAAGUACCUUUAAUUUAAUAGAAACAAAGCAAUAAAUUAAUUAAUUUUUUCCCCAUUUCUAGGUGCAGGGGGAAAGACUGAAGUGACCUUUGGAACAUUGUUCAAUGAUGAUCGAUGUGCUAAUAUAUUUGAAGCUUUAGUGGGAACGUUGCGAGCUGCUAAAAGAAAGAAGAUCAUUAGUUAUGAUGGUGAACUUUUACUUCAAGGUGUUCAUGACAAAGUCAUCAUAUCUUUACUUUGAUGCAAAAAAAUUAAUACAUUGUACAAUAGUCUUCUAUUAACCUAUUUAUCUUGUUUUAAAGACUUUGCAUGCUGUUUUUAAUAUGUAUACUCUUAAAAUAAAAAAAAUUAAAUAUAUUACAUACUUUAAUUAAUGAAAGGUUUGUUUUUAAUCAAUCUUCAGCUUGACUUCUCAUACAUUUUUCUGCUUUUCUUUCUGUAUUUUCUGGAAGUUCUAACUUUGCCGUUGCCUGGUACUAUUUGAUGACCCAGCAAUUUCUGAAAAAAGCAAACUAAUCUGGCUCUGGUCAGUGUCCAAAAUUUUUAUUGCACAAGGGGGUGGAAUUUUUUUUUAAUGUGGUGAAGGAUUCCCUCCUCUCAAUGAAUAUUUUAGCUGGGUAAAUUUGAACCUGCAACUGCUACUCUCUGCUAAAAUCAGACAGAUUACAAUUGCGCAGGAAAUGUUGUUCCAGGUGUAAGUUAAGCUAAUAUUAAUCAUUAAGAUUUAAACAAGUUUUUCUCAAUGGAGUGCAUUUCCAUGAUGCUAAACAGUGAAAUGGGGGAGGGAGUGGGUAUGAAUUAGUUAACUCAUCUGGAGAUUUAGGCAAAUGCUAAAUUUAGUGCCACUGGUAAUAAACAUACAGAUAGUGCUAAGUCACAACUUGAUUUUGAAACUGAUCUGAAGGUUUAGUUGGUAAGUUAUAGAUAAACUGAAAGCAAAUGUUCAAAUUCAACGAAGAACAAAAGAAAAGAUGGGUAGAGUAGAAUAUUUCAAACAACUACUAAACAGGCCAGCAGCAAAAGAACCACCUGGAAUUCUCCCUGCAAAGAAGAUCUCACUGACUGCAAUUGCAAUGGACCCUACAAAGCAGAAAUUAAAAAUGCAAUCAAGCUAUUGAAAAAAGGAAGGCUGCUGGCCCUGAUGAAAUACCUGCAGAAGUACUAAAGAUGGACCUGGAGAAUUAUUUACUGCUAAAUUACCUACAAAUAUGAUUGUGAGCAGGGAAUACUAGCAGAAAAUGAUAAAGUUUAUAAUUAUAAUAAACAAGAAUCAGAAAAAUUAAUUACCUUAAUAUGACAGUGAUGUUCUUAUGAGCAAUGGUGAAAUUCUCUAGCACCAUUGGUAUGUGUAACUAGUUUCGUACAGGUAACCUAAAUUGCUUUAAAAAAAAAAAAAAGAUUUUCAACCUUUUUCCAGGUGACACAGCAAUAAUGAUUUGAUGACUAAAACAGAUUUUCGUUGGAAGCAACAACAAAAAUGUGGGGAGCGGGGUCCAGGAUGGAAAUCGGAUCAAAGAAAAAUAUAUAUUUUUUUUAAAACCAACUUCUAUUUGUAUUAUGGAAGUACCGGUACUUAGUAGUGGUAGUGGUAGAAAACAAUGAAUAAUUGACACCAUCAGAGUUCCCCCCUGCUGCUUCCCUUCCCCUGCCUCCGAAUUCAACUCAGAAUGAUACUGUCGGUUCGCGCAACAUAAAAUAUUAAUCUCCAGUUAAUUAGAAAAUAUAUUUAAUAAAUCUGAAACCUGUCCCUAGUGGCAGAGCAGUUUCAAAACUUGUCCAUUCUCCGCCAAACCUAAAAGUUUGGGAAACGCUGUAUUGGUACUAGACUAUAUUGGUGACACCUGAGACUGAAAGGACACAAUUGGUAACUAACUUAUGACUGUCUACAUCAGGGGUCCCCACACCCUCAGGUGGUCCGGGAAGACCCAGAAAAUCAGGAUAUGCAUUUUUAUUUUAAAAAUGUGUUUAGUUUCUUUCUUUCUUUGUUUGUUGUUUUUUUUUUCUAGGGGUUGGCGGUGUAUUUGGGAAAUAAAAUUUGAAAUCAAUAUGGGGUUGGGGGAGAAUGUCGUAAAAUCAAGAUUCGGUGCGGGGAUGACAAAAAUGCUAUAAACCCCUGCCCACAUCGACACCAACUGCAAACUUUAUAAGAUUCUCCGAUGCCAUAGUCUGAAAUUUUCUGGAAACUGUUCUGCAGGUUAUUAUCAGUGAUCAGAUCACUUAAAGGAGACCAUUGCAAAUCGUGUUCCCCUCAGUUGUCUCUGGAGAGCACCUCGCAAAGUUGAGCUUGGAUUGAACUCAAUGUUGCACCCUCACACAACUCCUCUAUUGGUUUAACCACGCAAAGGAAGUGACCCCUAGAUUUGAGGACCUCGGAAUCAGUGUUUCUUUCCGUCAAUGUCCUCGCGGGAGUUUGGGGGGAAAAAAAAAGGGGGGGGGGGGUCGUUUUCAGACUUUUGGAUGGGCGGUGCCAGUGGAUAGAAGCAGAGCCGUUCUUUGGAGUUUGGGGGCCCUAAGCAUGGAGCGUAGGUUUGGGGCCCCAGAAGUGAGGUCCGGGUCUGGAACUCCCUCGAGAUGAGGAGAAAACACCACCCACCACUCCGGCACCUCCAUUCUGCCGAUUUCCUGUCUGCCACCCUCAAAGUUCCCCCCUGCUGCUUCCCUUCCCCUGCCUCCGAAUUCAACUCAGAAUGAUAAAUUUCAGGAUGAGGAAGGUAACGUGAGUGACACAGACGGCUGCAGUGCCAGUUUAAAAACAACCGGGGGAUCGAGGGCGCCUCACGGGGCCCCCCUCACGUUCGAGGCCCUACGCGGAUGCAUAGUCAGUGUAUGCCUAAGACCUAAGAACGGGCCUGAUAGAAGUGUAGCUAAGGCGGGCAUACACGGUGCCGAAAUACGGUUUUUUAUGGUACCGGUUUUAUAUUGGGGGGGGGGGGGGGGGGGGAUAUGGUGUUCCAUCCAGGUGUCAUUUUUUUCUUUAGAUGGAGGGCAUUUUCGGACAACUGCAAAUUUUGUGUCGUAAAAAGGAGCGUGACAAAAAUCAUAGCCCGCCCAGGGUGGCACAAGGUAUCGUAUAUAUCGGCAAUAGGCGAUAAGGGCCAUUUAAAUCAUCCUUUUAUCGGGAGGGGGGUUAGGGCAGAAAUCAAGGGCGGGAUUGGCUUUCCCCUAAAUUAAAUUAGUGAUUAUGUCAAAAUCAAGCGAUACAUUAUGGAGUAUAUCUGAUUUCUUUGAUCGGAGAAAUGAAUUUUUCAAGAUCGGGAGAAGCAUUAUGGCGCCCCGUGCCAUACAUAAACAAAAACUCACUUCGGUUGUGGCGCGCCCCAGGGUUAUUAUUUGACACAUUGAUUGACGUCCGGGAAGGGGUUAACAGAAAUUAAGAGUACCGAAGACUCUCGGGCAAAAUCGGAGGCAGGGGUCCCCUUACAUUUUUGAAAAUAAUUUAAAAUGAACAGAUACAUGGGGGUGAAUACUUGAAUUCAGUUUUUCUUUCAGACAAUUAGGGAGGGGGCAUUCCAGACUUUAGUUUGGGAAGCGCCAAAAAUAGCCAUAAUAAAGAUGAGGGUCAUAUUUAACUCUUCCCCAGGCCAACAUGAUCUAAAUUCAUUCCUUUUGUUGGGCACUUGAAGGAAUGCUUUGUGCCGAUAGAUAGACUGUUUAGCGUAGUUUCGCCCCUUUAAUCUUUAUGCCCACGGAAAAUUUUGAUACAUUCAAAACGCAAGAAUGCAUUUGAGCAAAUUCCCAUUUUGCAUCAUUCUACACUUAAUCGGAGAGCAAUAGGAUAGAUGAUAUUUAAAAAUGUAGGUGUCACCUAAUCUCAGAGCCAUCAUGUGUGCCUGCUUUCCCCUAGAUAUGCAGGGUGCCUACGAUAUUUUAGGGGCUAAAAUUGUGCUGCAGACACUUUAAAAAAAAAAAAUCAACUUUGAAUGCAAUAUUAUGGAAGGACAAAAGCGAAAAGUGGCAGGGGGCCACAAAAAGUCAAACGACGGCUCUGCUUGGCCAGGCUGUGCUAUACACAUUUUUUUUUACCAGAGUUAAAAAUCCUGUUUUGUAGGAAACUAUUGAAAAGGGGGGGGGGGGGGGGUUAACUAAUUAAUGCAUUAUUUAAAUUUCUUUUUUUUUUUAAAUCCUUCCAAAAUUUUUUUCCUUUCCCCUUAAAAAAAAUAAAAAAAUCACACCUAACCCCAGUUUACCCUUUGAACAAAAAUGAAAAAAAAACAAAAAAACAAAAUAAAAAAGCUUGUGUUGGGGAAAUUAUUGAAAAGGGGGGGGGGGGGUGGUUAACUAAUUAAUGCAUUAUUUAAAUUUCUUUUUUUUUUUAAAUCCUUCCAAAAUUUUUUUCCUUUCCCCGUAAAAAAAAUAAAAUAAUCACAGCUAACACCAGUUUACACGUUGAACGAAAAUGUAGAAAAAACAAACAAACAAAAACUACGCAUAUUUCUAAAAUGUCCAAGUUUUAACAGCGUCAAAAAUCCUAUUAUGCAGAAAGCAUGAUGCAUUUUUAUGGAUUUAAAAACUAUUCAUUUUGAGUAUUUAGGCGUCAUAAUUAUGUUAAAAGACAUGAGAUGUUUACAAAGGAAAUUAUAUAUUUAUUAAUGUGUGAUUUUAUCGUAUAAAAAUAAAAUACAAAUUUCCCUAAUAUUAAGUUGAUUGAAAUAUUUAUUUGAAAUUUCAAACUAUGCUAUAACUUUUUCAGAUAAAUUAUAAAUUGCCUCUUCGAUAUACUUUAAAGGGGUUGUUGUCUUCCUUACCAAAUCCAUGCAGUUUGAGCAUUGCCAAACGCGUAGUUACUUUCAUAUAGUUAAACCCGCAAAGAGACCCCCCCCCCCCCCCCCCCCCACACAAGCCACAACAGUUCCCAUGCGUGCAAGAGUGCCCAAUACUGAUUUCCAUUUAUUAUGUGUCCCAAGAAGUCUCACUUUAUUGAGAUAGUAUCAUGACAUGCGAAGGCGGCCAGCAGACGAAGCACUGCGCUCUAUUUCUAGCCAGGGCUGUAAUCAUAAGAGUGAUUAGCUUUGAAGAAGGCCUGCGCGUAUCAAGAUGCCCAGAAAAUACCGAAAACAUGUGACGGAGUUUAGAUAACUUUCAGCAAGAGUAGGCAGCCUACGGCACCUAUCACGCUCAGCGAUUUUGAGUGACACGCGGAAGACCAUAAAAUAUCAAUAAAUGACAAAAAAAUGCGUUUUAAAAGGUGGAAAUGUAUAUUGUUGGCACGCUGGAUGACUUAGAAAUAGUCAAUUUGGCACAAUAUCACCAAAAGGCUGCCGACCCCCUGAAAUUAAUGGAGAUUUUGACUGGAAAUCGAGGCAAGGAUCAGCAAGGCAAAUUAGGAAUUCGAUAUGUUGACAUCCACAAAGGGGGGGGGGGGGGUUGAACGAUCUAAGAAUCCGCGUCAAAUAUUAAAUGUUUAAACUUAAUGCCAUUUUUUCCUCUAUGGUAAGGCAAAUUAGGAAUUCGAUAUGUUGACAUCCACAAAGGGGGGGGGGGUUGAACGAUCUAAGCAUCCGCGUCAAAUAUUAAAUGUUUAAACUUAAUGCCAUGUUCUCCUCUAUGGAUGAAGCGUGGUUUUCAAAUAAACUUUAUUAUUAUUAUGUAAGACCACUAGCAUAAUAUCAUAUAGUAAGUUGGAAGUUUGCCAGGGCCAAAAUGCAUAAGAUGGAAUGAUCCCUAUAACUUGCGUGCCAUUGACCAUCUCAAAUGUAUAACCGAGACGUUGGUCGAGAGAUGCACCCAUUGAAGAAACGGUACAAACAUGUCGCUAGAGACACUUUUGUUCAAGUUUCUAGAAUGCAAUUGCAACUAUGUUCCUUUACCCCCAGGACAUCACAAAGACGUACAGCCCAUGGAAAACGAAACUAAAGAAGUCCCAAAGAAACCUGUCAUUGAAGAAAAAAAAAGAAGAAAAAAAGAUCUUUAGAAUAGAAGCUCAAUCCUUGAGACGCUCCCCUUUAUGGAAGCAGCCGAUAGAGAGAAGUGGCGCUCCUUGUCCGUUGACCCAAUCUCUGAUCCAAGCACGAGGACUAAAUGUGUGAGUGAAAGUAAAAAUACACAAUCAUACAGUCAUCGUAACGAAGAGGAAGAAGCGUGUAAGUGUUCGUGUAAAGCAGGGGUCUCCAAACUCUUCAGCCCGAGGGCCGCAUUAACUAUCGAACAGCAGUUCGGGGGCCGACCACACACUCGAGGUCCAAAUAAAAAUUAAUUAAAAAAAUGGAUGUUGUUAUUAAUCAUUUAUGUAGUAUUAUUGCAUUCAGUUAUUAUUUAAUAGCACAUUGAUACACGACACAUGAAUACCUGUAUAAGUGGGAAUGGUGAAAUUGUUUCCUGGAUGCAGUGAUUAGCAGACAUUUCUGGAUUUAGAUUUGAUGUCCCUAACAUCAACAGUGACCUGACAUGAUCAUCAGACAAAUUAUUUGUUCUCAAAUUGUUCUUCAUUUAUUUCGUUCUUGAAAUGUUUGUCCACACAGGCGUGUUGUUCCAUAUUAUAGUUUGAAAGGUACAUUGAUUCACAUUUUUUUUACCCAUGUCUGCAACACGGCGGGCAAAGCUCCGCCACUAUAUGGCGUUAUGUUAUCUCAUUGACUGUGAAC
This is a messenger RNA of Lymnaea stagnalis (great pond snail), 7791 nucleotides long. The record is from the annotation of a GenBank genome assembly. Lineage: Eukaryota; Metazoa; Mollusca; Gastropoda; Lymnaeidae.